Molecule: messenger RNA, 3484 nt
Organism: Saccoglossus kowalevskii
Lineage: Eukaryota; Metazoa; Hemichordata; Enteropneusta; Harrimaniidae
Biological process (GO): transcription elongation-coupled chromatin remodeling
Cellular component (GO): chromatin
Molecular function (GO): oxidoreductase activity; DNA binding; nucleosome binding
Source: RefSeq, a predicted model, not a curated record
AAUGGCGGCCAAGUUCAAUCUGGGUGAUCUUGUGUGGGCUAAAUUGAGCAGUUUUCCGGCCUGGCCUGGCAAGGUUGUACGACCCAUGAAGAAUGUCAAAAAACCUACUGGCAAGAAGCCUGUACAUUUCAUUUUCUUCUUUGGCACACAAGACUAUGCGUGGGUGAAAGACGACAAUUUAAAGCCUUAUGUGGAAUAUAAAGAGAAGUUAUCUAAAGCUGCCAAAGGUAUUCGGUUUCAGCGUGCCAUAGAAGCCAUAGAAGAUGUCAUUAGUAAUAUGUCAUCAGACAGAUCAAGGGCUUUGGAUCGACAAAGACCACCACCAGAAGGCCAAGAGGAUGACAUCUUUCCCAAGGCGAGGUCUAAAAAAGAUUAUUCCCGAUUUCUCGGUAAACCUAAAGGUGAAGUGACAAAAACUACACUGCCUCCACAGAAUCCAAUUUCAAAUAAAACAAGUUAUGCAUCCAAAAGGACUUCAGAAGCCAUUUCAUCACGAAGAAGUAGUGAAAGUAGUGGGAGUACAGGGUUAGCAACAAAACGAUCCAGGACACAAGUGAAUCAUGUCACACCUCUAUCAUCUUCACCUGCGGCAGCCGUGCCGAGCAGCAAAGAAAUAGUGUCCGAACCUAAAGUUGUGAAAGACAGGAUAAGUCCCACAAUAGCAAGGGUGGGUUUUAUAGGUUUAGGUACCAUGGGACAUGGUAUGGCAACAUCCCUCAUCAACUCAGGUCACACAUUAACAGUAUGGAACAGAACAGAUGAUAAAUGUAAUGACAUAGUUACACUUGGAGCAAGUAAAGCAGCGAGUGCUGCAGAAGUUGUACAAACAUCAGACAUUACAUUUUGUUCUGUAGCUGACCCAGAAGCCCUCCGUGAUGUUGUAUUUAACUUAGGUGGUGUCUUAGAAGGUAUUAAGUCUGGUAAAGGAUUUGUUAGUAUGUCUACGGUAGAUGCAGAAACAAGUAAGGAUGUGAAUGAGGCUGUUACCGCUAGAGGCGGUAGAUUUUUAGAAGCACCAGUUUUAGGAAGUAAGAAACAAUCCAUUGAUGGAACUCUUAUUAUACUCUCAGCGGGCGAUAAAACGUUAUUCCAAGAUUGUGAAUCAAGUUUUUCUGCCAUGUCCAAGAAAUUUCUUCAUCUCGGUAAUGUGGGCUCAGCAACUCAAAUGAAAAUAGCAUUGAAUUUAUUAUUUGGUUCAGUGACUGCCUCAUUAGCUGAAAGCAUGGCACUUGCAGAGAAAGCUGGCUUAGACUGCAGCGCCCUCAUGGAUAUAUUGACAACUGGAUUGAUUCUAGACCCAAUGGUGAAAGCACAGGGAAAAGCCAUGUUAAAUGAUGACUACCCGUUGACAGCAUGUCUUAAUAACAUGCAGAAAGAUAUGAGAUUAGUUUUAUCAAUGGGAGAUGAAUAUUCACAACAAUUACCUGUUGCAGCGGCCGUAAAUGAAAUGUACAAAAAAGCCAAAUCUCUGGGUCACGGAGAUGAAGACAUGUCUGCAAUCUACAAAGCAUAUUCUCAGUGAGAAACAGUCAGAGCUCUAUCUAGAACUGUCUGAAAAAAAACUGCCUUAAAACUCUCUGCCAUGGGAAGUUGCUGCUGAUUGGUUGAAAUGCAUCAUGUGACUUACCGGUAUGCAUGUUUGCUGUAUUUGCUCAGAUGUAGAAAUCAAUCAAGUGAAUGUUAAUACUGCUCAGUGCAGAGAUUGGUUUGUUGGAAACUUUUUUCCUAUGGAGAUAUUUAUGUAUACAUAUAAUUGUUUAGUCGUACAGGAAUUUAUUUAGACUUAGAACUAAAGAGGGAAGAAUGAAAUGUAGUUUGAUGUAAAUGGACAGUGAUUAAUGAACUCAUGGGUCGUUCUAUCAAUGGCUUAUGCUUGUGUUGCCUUUACCUUUUUUGAACACACUCAUUUUCUCUCUCAACAUUUUAGUGCUACAUUUUACACAUUUUUAUAUUCUUUUCCAUCAUUUUUUGGGGUAAUUUUGGACCAAAUAGACAUAGUUUACCAUUGGCUGCUGGUCUUGAUUUAAAAUAUCAGUUUAUUUUGUGAAAGGUGACACAAGUUGGCUCUGGUGUUCAAAAGGGUUAAUAGGUCACUUUCAUGUCACCCAUCCUGGUACUGUCAUUAGUAUGAAAAUCAAAAAUGGAUUUUUUUUAGUGAUAUUUCAGUAACGUUUCUUUUUAGCUACUUGAGUAAAAUGUUUUCUGUUCGGAACAAAAAGACACAUUAAAAUUACCCAAGUGUUUAUGUUGGCAUGCCAACAAAAGUACCAGGAUGUGUGAUCUUUAGGGGUCCAUAAGCAGCCUAUUACAGUGUUUCAGCUUAAGCUAAUGUCAGAUAUAGUUUCUGAUGAUGAUAAGAGACUUACAUUAAUUUGCCAGCUACUGUGAUACUGUAUAAUCUGUCUUUCUAAAAAUUUCACAGGAUAGUUGACAGGAAACUUUACUUUGACCCUGCAGUUUCAGUGUUUACCUCCAUUCAUCCCCUCUGCCUAGGUUACAUAGUGUAUAUAUGCCCUCCAUAUUCCGGGUACCAUCCCCUCUAUAGACAGAAUCUCAGGCAGUUUUUAAAAUUCACACAAGUACUGCUUCCUCUUUGUUCAAAGUAAUUUUUUUUCUCUUCAUUGAAUAUAAAUGGUAAAAGUCGACCAUUUUUAAUGAGCAGCAUAUGUAAUAAUUUUAUGUAUGGGAGAUAAUAUAUUGCGUUUUUCUUGGUUACGUCAAUAACUGUGAUUUGCUCGUAACCAUCAGGGUAUUUUCUUGUACAUUGUUUAAAUGUAUAAUAUUAAGUGGAAAGAAACUACAGGUAUUUCAUUUGUAAAACCUUGAUUGAUUUCAUUCUCACACGAUAACCUCAGUACAACCAAUCUGCUCAAUUUACCUUAAGUGCUUAUGUAGUAAUCUCCAACUGCUACAUCUGGCAAAAUACAUCUCACUGUAUCACCUCUCUGAAAUUACUCGGCUCUCCUUGUGUGUGGAAAGUACCAAUGUAUGUACAAUAGUACCUAGAAACUGUUUGCCAAAACUGAGUCAUUCCAUUGUCAUGUUUACUGUAUCAUAUCUUAAUGUUUUAUAUUUAGGUAGAUUAAUAAUGUAGGAGUUGUAUUUUAUAUUACUUUUUAUUUUAAAGCAGUUUUUUGAAUGUAUUUACUGGCACUGUAAUGUGUGUUUCUUGGGUUUAUGCUAAUCAUGGAGGUAGAAUUUCAGUUUCUGUCAAGGAUAAUGAAGAAUGGGGUGUGUGUACAGUUGCAUCUCACAUGGUUUUUCUGGUUUUCAUAUGUAUCUUUCUCACCCUCAUGUAGACAUACUUCUGUUCAGAGUCUGUUGUUUAUAGUCAAAUAACUAAAUCAUCCAUUGGCUGCUAUUAAUAACCAAACAACAUAAGCAUCUAUUGGCUGUUAUUAAUAGGCAAACAACAGAAGCAUCCAUUGGCUGCUAUUUAUAGCCAAACAACAGAAGCAUCCAUUGGCUGCUAUGAAUAGCCAAA